This is a messenger RNA of Monoraphidium neglectum, 1651 nucleotides long. RefSeq names its product Eukaryotic translation initiation factor 3 subunit D-2. The annotation marks the transcript as partial. The transcript has 12 exons. Gene Ontology annotation, biological process: translational initiation. Gene Ontology annotation, molecular function: translation initiation factor activity. The record is from RefSeq and is a predicted model, not a curated record. Lineage: Eukaryota; Viridiplantae; Chlorophyta; Chlorophyceae; Sphaeropleales; Selenastraceae. Gene Ontology annotation, cellular component: cytoplasm; eukaryotic translation initiation factor 3 complex.
AUGGCUGGCCUGCCAUUCGCGGUGCCAGACAUCUCUGACAAUGCAGAAGGAUGGGGGCCUUCGUCCGAGUCGAUCCCGCCGCACCUGAAGGACGUGCCCUUUGCGCCUUUCAGCAAGACGGACAAGCUGGGCAAGGCGGCUGACUGGACCAACCAGUACAACCAAAAGUACAGCGGCCGCCAGAACCCGGUGGCGACGGUCUUCACGUUCUUCCAGAAUGAGGAGGAGGACAACUUCCACAUCGUGGACAACCGCCCCGUGAAGACCAGCAAGUUCCAGCAGCGGCGCGUGCAGCAGCAGCGCUUCCAGCAGCAGCGGCGCGAGCGCGAGCAGCGCGAUGGGGAGCGGAAGAAGCCCACCGACAGGGGGCCGCAGGGCGGGCGCGGCGGCCGCGGCGGCUUUGGCGGCUUCAGGCAUGAUCAGCAGCGGAUCCAGUAUGCCCCCAGCGUGGACAUCCGGCCUGAGUGGGCCGUCAAGGAGCAGAUCCCCUUCAGCGCCCUGGCAAAGCUGUCCUGCAGGGUGGAGCGUCUGGCGGGCCCGCUGGGUGGCACGGGCUGGGAGAGACGGCAGUGGUUGCACCAGGACGACCUGGGUCGCCUGGGGUGGUUCGAGGGAGGUGACGGCUGCUCGGCGCCUUGUGGAUGGCGGCGUUGCAAAGGGCGGCACUUGGCAGGGCAGCGUGAGCAGCAGCGUUUGAGCGCACUGGCUGACUGGACGCGGCCGACCGGCAGCGGCUGGGCGGCAGCAGCCGGCCAGGGCGGCAGCGGCGGGUGCGGCAGCGGCCAGGCGGCAGCAGCCGGCCAGGGCGGCAGCGGCGGUGUGGGUGACCCCACCGACCUGGGUGACUACGGGUCUGUCGAGUUCUACGACAAGGCCUACGACAAGAUCACCGCGCGGCAGGAGAAGACUCUGGAGCGCACGCAGCGCGGCUUCCGCAACGUGACGACCAGCGACGACCCCGUGGUGCGCAAGCUGGCGGCGGAGGGCGCGGGCCGCGUGUUUGCCACUGACAGCAUCCUGGCCACACUCAUGACCGCCAAGAGCAGCGUGUACAGCUGGGAUGUCGUCAUCACGCGUGUGGGUGACAAGCUGUUCAUCGACAAGCGUGACGGGGGGCCCCUCGACAUGCUCACGGUUAACGAGACAGCCCCAGAGCAGAUCCCCGAGGACCGCGACAACAUCAACGGGGUGCAGCAGCUGGCCCUCGAGGCCACGGCGGUCAACCAGUACCGCAAGUGGCAGCUGGCCCCCGGUCUGGACAUUGUUGUGCGCUGCGAGGUCAACGCUGCGUUGACCACCCCCAAGGGCGAGGUGCAGCUGGCGUCCAUCAAGGCGCUCAACGAGUGGAACCUCAAGGAGACGGACUGGCGCAAGAAGCUGGACCAGAGCCGCGCAUCGAUGCUGUUGACGGAGGCCAAGAACAACAAGGCCAAGGUGGCACGCUGGACGGUGGAGGCCCUCCUUACGGGCUGCGAGGCCAUCAAGUGGGGCUACGUCACGCGCGCGGGGCCGCGCGACAACGCCAACCACGUGGUGCUCAACGUGCAGACCUCCAAGCCGCGGGACUUUGCGGGGCAGAUCCAGCUGUCUAUGGAGCACGGCUGGGGCAUCGUGAGGGCGCUGGUGGACAUGAUCAUGGCCAUGGACGAGG